Penicillium roqueforti is the source of this 789-nucleotide messenger RNA. RefSeq lists its product as uncharacterized. NCBI's taxonomy places the organism in Eukaryota, Fungi, Ascomycota, Eurotiomycetes, Eurotiales, Aspergillaceae. The transcript has a single exon. Bases 1 to 789 code for a protein of 262 amino acids. The record is from RefSeq and is a predicted model, not a curated record.
AUGAACCAAGAUUGCUCCCGAGAGGAGUCCAAACCUCCACUUUUCGCCCGACUCGGCGAAUUUUCAAAGCUACCACCAGAGCUACGCUUCCAGAUCUGGAACUGUCUCUUCGAUGAUUUCUUGUGGAACACGUCCAGCACACCCUGUGGUCUAUCCAUCCUUUCUUGCAAUCGAUACCUCAACGAGGAGACAACUCAUAUUCUAUACGAACGUCGCGUCCUCUCUCUUACUAUCGUAAUUCGUUGCUCGCCUGAAGGAGGAAGAAUACCAGAAUUCCACGCUAUCGUGAAGGCGGCAAAGGGUGCGGGAAAACUAAUGGGGGUCAAAUUCAUGGGAUUGAGCUACCUUGAUGAUGUUCUUCGACUUGUCCGAAAUUUUCCAAGCUGGAGAUUCCAGAAAUGUGGGCCGUGGAUUCACGUCAACUACUUCUGUUUACUGUGCCCCAGCGAAGAGUUAGAGCUGUGGGACUGUGUUGUCAGGGUCGUCGACACUUUGAAACUCAUACCGAACGGCAAAAACAUCACAUUCAAUACUUUCUAUCCCUACCCUCUACUUCGAGAGCAAACAGUAGGACUAACGCGGAGCGGUGUGAUAAAGGACUGGUUUGAUGAAAGAUUCCCGGGGCAGCCUGUGCCGUUUCGGAGCCGCCAUCGUCCAGACAUUCGUGAUCACGGUUAUCCCCCCGGUCCAUGCCUAAUCAUUCCGGUCUACCACUAUACGGUAUUGCAGGCCAUGCGUUCUGCCGAGCUAAAGCGACAUGAACGAGAUAAGCUGGAGGUUGAGUUAUGA